This is a messenger RNA of Xyrauchen texanus (razorback sucker), 1244 nucleotides long. Its product is annotated as E3 ubiquitin-protein ligase NEURL3-like. The record is from RefSeq and is a predicted model, not a curated record. Gene Ontology annotation, molecular function: ubiquitin protein ligase activity. Lineage: Eukaryota; Metazoa; Chordata; Actinopteri; Cypriniformes; Catostomidae.
CAGAUUCAGCUGGUUAAAAAGAAGAGGAUGACAGAGAAAUAUAAGGAUAAGAAGAUGGCAGAUAAGGCAAAUGAAUCACUCUGCGUGUGUCACAAGUACAGCAGUCUGGAAGCGCUUUCUUUCGACGCACGUGUGAAAGGGCGCCUCAUAACGCUGAGUGAGGGCGGUCGACGGGCGACCAGGGACCGCUCGUCUUUCCGCAACGGUCUGGUGUUCAGCGGGAGACCGGUGAAGAUACGAGAGAAGGUGCGCCUGCUAGUGGUCGAGCACUCAAUGUGUGAAUGGCACGGCUCAGUGCGAGUCGGUUUCGCCAAUUGUUUACCAGAGCAGACACAUUUACCCUCAAUGGCUAUCCCAGAUUUAACCAAAUAUCCACAGUAUACAGCAGCUAUAGUUCCCGAGGACAUCUGUAGUCCUGGCUUAGAGUUCGAGUUCUGGCUUGACACGGAUGCACGUCUCUGCAUACGAAGCUCUGAUGGGACAUCAUACAUGAAGCGGACCACUCUGAAUAUCCACCGGCCCAUCUGGGCGAUAGUUGACGUCUAUGGAAAGACCAGCGCAGUGCUGCUGCUUGGUUCCAAAAAGAAGGGUCUGUUCUGGACUUAUAGGUCUUGUCCUGCUCUCACACACAUAAAACACACUAAAGAUAAUGGUGGCUACAAGGACAUCAACAAAGAAAUGCUGGACAGAAUGAAGAAUCAAAUGAGCAACCUUCACCUUGACAACAGAGAUUCAGACUCCGAGAACUGUGUCGUGUGUUACAGUGGGGUGUCAACAACUCUUCUGGGCUGUGGACAUAAAUGUGUUUGCGCUGUCUGUGCCUUGAAGGUUUACGAGAUGUUUGGGACCUGCCCCUUGUGUCGUCAGCGUAUAAGUUCCAUCAAGGUUUACUAGUGGGCAUAUGGCCUUUUUGUUGGAUUUUAUACAUUUCAGAACUGCUGUGAUGUUGGAUAUCGGUCUAUCACUACACCGUCCAAAUGUUGUACUACUCUCUCUUGUUACGACUACCUCUGUUCGGGAAGUCUCUUUGGAUAAAAGUGUCUGCAACAUGGAUGAAUGUUCAAUGCAAAUGUAAAUUUAUAAGCUGAUAAAUUGUCUAAAUAAAUUGUCACAAUCUGAUACACAUUAAAUAUGUGUAAGUAUGUACAUAUUUCAUAUGUUGAAUCUACUAUUGUAAAUAUCAAAAUCAUGCACCAUUUAAACUUCAUUAUUCAAUGUUGUAAGAUAUUUUUUUUUAUAUUUAU